AGUGUAGAGGCAGUGUGAAGAGAGGCAUGCUUUCUUUUCCAGCAGUCAUUGCCAGGUGGCGUGUGACGAGGUAAGCAGGGUGUAUUUAUAUUGUUGGACAAAGUGCAUUGGCAAUUGAAUGCAACUGAUUUUCACCUAAGACCAGGCUGGAGAGAGCACUCUUGCAGGAGCCUUGAUCUCUGGGAGUUCUGAAGGCUGAAAAAAAUCACAGAUCACAACACAUUUACCAUGAAGAGCUCCAGAAUUGUUUUCUAUCUUCUCUUCUUUCAUGCUGCUUUCAGCCUGGAGCGUGUCCGGUGGUGCACGGUGUCUGAGCAAGAACUUUCCAAGUGUAAUGACAUGAGCAAGGCCUUUAGUGAGGCUGGCAUCCUUCCCCCUCUGGAGUGUACAGCAGGGGGGUCAGCUGCUAACUGUACCCAGAUGAUCAAGGAUGACUUGGCAGAUGCAGUGACCCUCAAUGGCCGUUUGAUUUUCCAGGCUGGAAGGGAGCAUGGUCUGAAACCUGUGGUUGGGGAAGUAUAUGAUCAAGAGAUUGGAACUUCCUAUUAUGCUGUGGCUGUGGUAAAGAGGAGCUCCAACAUCACCAUCAACAGCCUGAAGGGUGUGCGCUCCUGUCACACCGGCAUCAACAGGACUGCAGGCUGGGAUGUGCCCGUGGGUUACCUCACUGACAUUGGGCACCUGGCAGCAAUGGGAUGUGACCUUCCAAAAGCUGUAAGUGACUAUUUCAAUGCAAGCUGUGUUCCUGGAGCAAAUGGUGUGAACUAUCCGAAAUCCCUCUGCCAGCUCUGCAAAGGGGACUCAGAAGGACAGAACAAAUGUGAACGAAAUUCCCAAGAGCAGUACUAUGAUUACAGUGGUGCUUUCAGGUGUUUGGCUGAAAAUGCUGGAGAGGUUGCUUUUGUGAAGCACAGCACAGUGCCUGAAUAUACAGAUGGGAGAAGCGGCUCUUCCUGGGCGCGGCGGCUCCGCUCCCGGGACUUCCAGCUGCUGUGUCGCGAUGGAGGAAGAGCUGAUGUGACAGAGUGGAGCAGCUGCCACCUGGCCCGAGUCCCCGCUCGGGCCGUGGUUGUGCGGCCUGACACAGACGGGAUGGUUCUCUUCCAGCUCCUAAACCAGGCACAACAAAGAUUUAACGGGUUGGGUGCCAAGUUUCAGAUGUUUGACUCUGCAGUCUACGGUGCCCAAAAUCUUCUGUUCCGAGACGCUACAACAGAGCUUGUUGCAAUCACAGCUCAGAAUUACCAGGCAUGGCUGGGUGAUGACUAUCUUCGUGCCAUGGAAGCCCUGAGCUGCAGCCCCAACACAAUACCAGAAAGCCUGAACUGGUGUGUUGUAUCCACUGAGGAGAUUUGGAAAUGUGGUGAAAUGGCUGUUGCGUUUAGAAAAAAGGAUUUGAAGCCAGCAAUUCAGUGUAUUUCAGCUGAGACAAAGGAAAAGUGCAUGGACCUGAUCCAGAAAAAGGAAAGUGAUGCUGUAGUUCUGGGUGGAGCUGAUAUUUAUACAGCUGGGAAGACAUAUGGCCUUGUACCAGCUGCAGGAGAAAGUUACUCUGCUAAUGACAGCAGCAAUGCAUACUAUGCUGUGGUGUUAGUGAAACGAAAUCUGUCCAAUGCAUUCACCAUCAGUGACCUGAAAGGGAAGAAGUCCUGCCACACAGGAUUGGGGAGAAAUGCUGGAUGGAAUAUUCCCAUUGGGAUACUAAUUAAGAGGGGGAUUAUUAAGAAUAGAGACUGUAAUAUUCCUCAAGCUGUGAGUGAGUUUUUCUCUGCCAGCUGUGUGCCCUCAGCUGAGCAGCACAAUUACCCAGCAAAGCUCUGUCAGCUGUGUAUUGGAGACGAGAGUGGAAACAACAAAUGCAGUGCAAGUAGCCAAGAACGUUAUUACAGCUACAGUGGAGCCUUCAGGUGCCUGGUAGAGGAUUCUGGGGAUGUGGCCUUUGUGAAGCACUCAACAGUGUUUGAGAACACAGAUGGUAAAAACACUGCUAGUUGGGCCCAAAAGUUGAAGUCCAGUGAUUUCCAGUUACUGUGUCCAAAUGGUGCCCGUGCUGAAGUCACCCAGUUUGCCGACUGUCACCUGGCUCAGGUGCCAGCUCAGGCUGUUAUGGUUCACCCAGAUAUCAAUGUUUUUGCUCUGUAUGGACUACUGGACCGAGCCCAGGUCUACUUUGGAAAUAGCAGCAAUGGAAAUGGAUUCAAAAUGUUUGAUUCUUCAACUUUUCAAGGAAAAGACUUGAUUUUUAAGGAUUCUACUCUUGAGAUUGUGCCAGUAGAAGAGAAGAGAACAUACACAGACUGGCUGGGGAGUGAAUAUCUUGAGUCCCUUGAAGGGUUGCAAACACCCCAGUGCUCUGGGGCAGGUAAUAAGAUAACACAAUACUCACUCAUGGCUGCUGUCAUUCCCCUGCUUGUUUUAUGUCAGAUACAAGGCUUGGACUAGCACAGUCCAAGUGGGAAUUUCCAGGCCACCUCUGCCCUGCCACCUUCUCUUCAGAAAAGCUGCUGUCUGGAUAACAUGCUGUGCUACCAUGGGAAUGCCUCUUCCUGCCUCUUUGCAGGGCAAGUGCCAACAGCAUCUGCUCAUCAGGGAGUGGGGUAGGGCUAGAAGCUCUCCCUGUCUGUGUGGAUGGGGUGGAAUUUGGGGCAGAAACCAGCAAUACAAUAUCAACAUGGUUUUCAAGAUCAGUCUUAAACUGGAGCAUCUCUGCCAUUGUUGCUGAUAUUGAACCACCCAGGAUUCCCAAGAACUGUUAGACGGAUUCCAUGUUUCUGACCUGGAGAAGAAUUUCUUGGAAGGCAAUAUCAAAACUCUUGUCUAGUGAAUUCUCUCUCUAGUGGCCUCCUGGCUGGUUAUGUUCAGACUGCACAUCCCUGCUUUACCCAUCCUACCCUGUUUCUCCUGAGCUCCAGUGCUACAGAGGUAAGUGCACAGAGAAUGGACAGGCUGUGAACAGAGACCAAUCCAGCUUCUGCCAUGGACAAAAUCUUCUACCUUCCAGCAGAAGAAAGUAGGAGGAAUUUCCAAAGUCACUGAAUGAAAAAGAAGCCCAGAGAGACUGGAAGGGGGACUAUACUUUGACAGAGAAAAGAACAAAGCCAAAUGUAAGCAUCCACUGAGCUUAUUGACUUUCCACACCCAGUGCUCUCAUGGCUGGCCAGAGAUGUCCUGUAUCUUUAGUUUGAUGCAGCGUUCAUCAAGAACCUCAUGACUGUCCUCCUUCUACACGGGGCAAUCCUGAGUGCCUUGUGCAUGAAACUUUUAUUUGCUGUAGGUGAAACAAAGUAUUUCACUAAAGUACUUUUACAGUAGAAAGUAGCCAUUUCUACUGGCUGUAGCAUUCAGGUUUUAUUUUUAUCCAUAGCUGCACUAACCACAGAUCUUGCUGUGCUGCUGGCAGGCACUGUCCUCCUGACUGCAGAGACCACCUCAUGAUCCUGGGAUGAACAGACAUUUGGUGGAAUAAAAACCUGGUAAAGCCAGAUAGUAAUCAUGUAAAUAAGUGAAUAUAGCAAAUAAAUAUGAGAAGUAACCACACUUUAACCAGCCUAGUAGCUAAACUACUGCUUUCCUGGGACAUGAAGAUUUGCCUUUCCCUUUCACUGGCCACUGUUCCGUUGCUCCCAUUUCCUGGGGCUGGAGUGGGACACAGAGGGCUCCCAGCCCCGGCUGUGCCCCUGGGGUGAGCGUGUCUGUAAGGGAGCAGCGAUGCCGUGCCCAGCACUCAAACCGUGAUACUGGCAGGCUGUGCCCAGCUGCGGCCCCGCUGUGCUGCUGCUCCUUGUGCUUUUGGCCAAUUAUGAAACAGCGGCUCAGCAGGAGCCGGAGUGUGCCCAGGUGGCCAGUGGCAUCCUGUCUGGCCCGCAUCAGGACAGUGUGGCCAGCAGGAUCUGGGCAGUGAUUGUCCCCUGCACUGGGCACUGGUGAGGUGCAUCUUGAGCGCUGUGUCCAGUUGUGGGCCCCUCAGUUCAGGAAGGACAUUGAAGUGCUGGGAUGUACCCAGAGAAGGGCCUGGAGCACAGGUCCCAUGAGGGGCGGCUGAGGGGCUGGGGGUGUUUAGCCUGGAGGAGGCUCCAGGGUGACCUUAUCCUGCUCUACGGCUCCCUGACAGGAGGGCUGUGCUCCCAGGCCGUGACAGGACGAGGGAAUAUACUC
Messenger RNA from Ficedula albicollis (Collared flycatcher), 4155 nucleotides. It is a transcript of the gene MELTF, whose product is annotated as melanotransferrin. Gene Ontology annotation, cellular component: recycling endosome; plasma membrane; early endosome. The record is from RefSeq and is a predicted model, not a curated record. Bases 229 to 2442 code for a protein of 737 amino acids. Gene Ontology annotation, biological process: iron ion transport. Lineage: Eukaryota; Metazoa; Chordata; Aves; Passeriformes; Muscicapidae. The transcript has 15 exons.